AUGUUUUCCUAUCCGCGUCCCAACCAACUCGCUCUCCUGGUUUUCUUCCACUAUCUUUUGCUUUUCUCCACCCAAGUCAAUGCGCUGCCUCUCCGCGCCCGUCAGGCAACUGACGGACCCCGCUCAGUGACCACCGUGAGCACCACCAAUACCCCGAUGGGUCCCGUAACGCAGACCUGCGUUAUCGUGUUCACACCAAUUAAGGAUGCCCAGGGGAAUGACGCAGUGGUGGAGGUGAAGACGUGCACGAUUACGAUGGGAGGGUCGCCGUCAGGGUCUGUCUCGACCGCUGCUCCUACUGCCACCGAUACCGCUUCGUCGUCGUCGUCCACUUCUGUAUCAACGACCUCUGCCGCUACAACAGCCGCUACGACUUCCUCUUCCGCCUCCUCUUCCACACUCUCUACAGAACCUCCGGCGUCUACUCUAUCAACGACCUCUGUAUCAUCCUCGGUUGAGACAUCCUCGGCACCUGCGACCACUGUCUCGACAUCUGCAAGUGUGAGUGCGACCGCAUCUGGAGGGCCUAUUGUCGUCAUUGGUGUUUCGACGGUCUCCGUUUCAGCAACUUCCACAGCGGCAGCGUCCACCGAUAUAGCGGCCACCUCAGUCUCCACUUCAGCCGCUGCUAGUGCCACCAAUGGGAAUGGAGGGAUUGUCGUCGUCGGAGUAUCAACUGUUUCGGCUCCUGUUCAAACUGCCGCCCCGGCAAGUACACCAGCAGAUGCCUCGUCAUCUGUGGAUGCCACGUCUGGAACCCCUACUGCUACAGACACCACCUCCGUUGAACCUUCUGCUGUAGCUGCGUCGGGAUCUGCAGCUGCCGUCGAGUCACCGACGGAGGAGGCAGCCUUCACUCUUCCUGGGAAACAACUGUCUGUUCUCCCCAUCGGCCUUGGUGUUUUCGCUGGUAUCUCGGUAAUUGCGCUGAUAGUUGUGGGAUUGGUAACCUAUGAGCGCACCAAGUAUCGCAAGGCGUUCCGGCAACGUAAACUUGCAGAAUCUGGCGCUGCAAUGGGUUAUGGUGGAAAUAUGGCAUGA
Messenger RNA from Cyclocybe aegerita, 1041 nucleotides. NCBI's taxonomy places the organism in Eukaryota, Fungi, Basidiomycota, Agaricomycetes, Agaricales, Hemipholiotaceae. The record is from the annotation of a GenBank genome assembly.